This is a messenger RNA of Choloepus didactylus (southern two-toed sloth), 4980 nucleotides long. It is a transcript of the gene SULF2, whose product is annotated as sulfatase 2. Lineage: Eukaryota; Metazoa; Chordata; Mammalia; Pilosa; Megalonychidae. The record is from RefSeq and is a predicted model, not a curated record. The transcript has 21 exons. Gene Ontology annotation, cellular component: cell surface; endoplasmic reticulum; plasma membrane. Gene Ontology annotation, molecular function: N-acetylglucosamine-6-sulfatase activity; calcium ion binding; glycosaminoglycan binding. Bases 227 to 2848 code for a protein of 873 amino acids.
GCUGCCGGGACUCCCCCUCGCCGUCUGCUGCCCCGUCCGGGGCCCGACUUCGGGGCAAGAGCCGUGCGCCGGGGGCAGCUGGGCCCGGCCAGUCGGGCCGCGUGUCCUUCGAGCCGGAGAUCCGUGGGUAAAGAGGGAAAGGGGAAAAGAAACAUCCACAAAAUACAACUACAGAGUCCUGCAUCCUGAAAGAAGCAACAGACCAGCAAAAAAUUACAAUAAUACAAUGGCACCCCCCAGCCUCCUGCUUUGCCUGCUCGCCGCCACAACGGUCUUCUCUCUGCUGGACGGAAGCUCCGCGUUCCUGUCGCACCACCGCCUGAAAGGCAGGUUUCAGAGGGACCGCAGGAACAUCCGCCCCAACAUCAUCCUCGUGCUGACGGACGACCAGGAUGUGGAGCUGGGUUCCAUGCAGGUGAUGAAUAAGACCCGGCGCAUCAUGGAGCAGGGCGGGGCGCACUUCAUCAACGCCUUCGUGACCACGCCCAUGUGCUGCCCCUCGCGCUCCUCCAUCCUCACCGGGAAGUACGUCCACAACCACAACACCUACACCAACAACGAGAACUGCUCCUCGCCCUCCUGGCAGGCGCAGCACGAGAGCCGCACCUUUGCCGUGUACCUCAACAGCACGGGCUACCGGACAGCGUUCUUCGGGAAGUACCUGAAUGAGUACAACGGCUCCUACGUGCCCCCCGGCUGGAAGGAGUGGGUCGGCCUCCUCAAGAACUCCCGCUUCUACAACUACACGCUCUGCCGGAACGGGGUGAAGGAGAAGCACGGCUUCGACUACUCCAGGGAUUACCUUACCGACCUCAUCACUAACGACAGCGUGAGCUUCUUUCGCACAUCUAAGAAGAUGUACCCGCACCGGCCUGUCCUAAUGGUCAUCAGCCACGCAGCCCCCCACGGCCCUGAGGACUCGGCCCCCCAGUACUCAGGCCUCUUCCCCAAUGCAUCCCAGCACAUCACGCCGAGCUACAACUACGCGCCCAGCCCGGACAAGCACUGGAUCAUGCGCUACACGGGGCCCAUGAAGCCCAUCCACAUGCAGUUCACCAACAUGCUGCAGCGCAAGCGCCUGCAGACGCUCCUGUCCGUGGACGACUCCAUGGAGACGAUUUACAACAUGCUGGUCGAGACAGGAGAGCUGGACAACACGUACAUCGUGUACACAGCCGACCACGGCUACCACAUCGGCCAGUUUGGCCUGGUGAAAGGGAAGUCAAUGCCAUACGAGUUCGACAUCAGGGUCCCGUUCUACGUGAGGGGCCCCAACGUGGAGGCCGGCUCAUUGAAUCCCCACAUUGUCCUCAACAUCGACCUGGCCCCCACCAUCCUGGACAUUGCAGGACUGGACAUCCCCUCGGACAUGGACGGGAAAUCCAUCCUCAAGCUGCUGGACUCGGAGCAGCCGGUGAAUCGGUUCCACUUGAAAAAGAAGAUGAGGGUCUGGCGGGACUCCUUCCUGGUGGAGCGAGGCAAACUGCUCCACAAAAGGGACAACGACAAGGUGGACGCCCAGGAGGAGAACUUCCUGCCCAAGUACCAGCGCGUGAAAGACCUGUGUCAGCGGGCGGAAUACCAGACCGCGUGUGAGCAGCUGGGCCAGAAGUGGCAGUGUGUGGAGGACGCCGUGGGGAAGCUGAAGCUGCACAAGUGCAAAGGCCCCGCGCAGCCUGGGGGUGGCGGCAGCCAGGCCCUCUCCAACCUGGUGCCCAAGUCCUCCGGGCAGGGCAGCGAGGGCUGCACCUGCGAUGGCGCUGACUACACGCUCAGCCUGGCCGGGCGCCGGAAGAAGUUCCUCAAGAAGAAGUACAAGGUCGGCGCUGCCCGUUACCGCUUCACCCGCUCGGUGGCCGUCGAGGUGGAUGGCGAGGUGUACCACGUAGGCCUGGAUGACAGGGGCCAGCCCCACAACCUCACCAAGCGGCACUGGCCAGGGGCCCCUGAGGACCAGGAUGACAAGCAUGGUGGGGACUUCAGUGGCACUGGAGGCCUUCCGGACUACUCAGCCCCCAACCCCAUUAAAGUAACACACCGGUGCUACAUCCUAGAGAAUGACACCGUGCAGUGUGACCUGGACCUGUACCAGUCCCUGCAGGCCUGGAAAGACCACAAGCUACACAUUGACCACGAGAUCGAAACACUGCAGAACAAAAUUAAGAACCUGAGGGAAGUCCGAGGUCACCUGAAGAAAAAGCGGCCAGAAGAAUGCGAUUGCCACAAAACCAGUUACCACAGCCAGCACAAAGGCCGCCUCAAGCACAAGAGCUCCAGCCUGCAUCCUUUCAGGAAGGGGCUCCAGGAGAAGGACAAGGUGUGGCUGUUGCGGGAACAGAAGCGCAAGAAGAAACUUCGCAAGCUGCUCAAGCGACUGCAGAACAACGAUACGUGCAGCAUGCCGGGCCUCACCUGCUUCACCCACGACAACCAGCACUGGCAGACAGCGCCACUCUGGACGCUGGGACCCUUCUGCGCCUGCACUAGCGCCAACAAUAACACCUACUGGUGCAUGAGGACAAUCAACGAAACCCACAACUUCCUCUUCUGUGAAUUUGCAACUGGCUUCCUAGAGUACUUUGAUCUCAACACAGACCCCUACCAGCUGAUGAAUGCAGUGAACACACUGGACAGGGAACUCCUCAACCAGCUCCACGUGCAGCUCAUGGAGCUGAGGAGCUGCAAGGGCUACAAGCAGUGUAAUCCCCGGACCCGAAACAUGGACCUGGGACUUAAAGAUGGAGGAAGCUACGAGCAAUACAGGCAGUUUCAACGUCGAAAGUGGCCAGAAAUGAAGAGACCUUCUUCCAAAUCACUGGGUCAACUAUGGGAAGGCUGGGAAGGUUAAGCACCACCAAAGAUGGACCUUCAAAAACAGAAAGGCAUCAUCUGACUAGAAAGUGAGGUUCAUCGUAUAGUAUAGAUACUGAAAAACCACGUAUUGAAGAUUUCAAGCAGAUCUGUGCCGUCAGCCAGGAGGCCUGAGACAGAACUUGCAUUCAGUCAACAUGGCAAAUUCUGGAGGAUAACCAUCAGGAAUAGAUACUUCAGGAAGCCCAUGUUUGCACCUGCUUUUGCUUUGGAUUAUACCUCACCAGCUGCACAAAAUGUAUUUUCAUAUCAAAAAGUCACCACUAAACCUCCCUGAGAGGCUCACAAGGAAAAGAGAACAGAGAGAAAUAGUUUCUUGAAAAUUUCCCCCCAAGGGUGAACAUCACUGGAAAUUUUUUACAUCAUAGGGGAAAAACAAUCCUGUUUAAACUCUAUUCUUCUGCCUCGUCACAAAGAAAGAACUUAGAAGCAGGACAGAAGCAACUUACAGAUGCUAAAAACAGCACAGAGAUCCUGACAACGCAUCAAUAACACAAAAAAGUGACCAUUUACCUAGCACUAUAACCCUGGUUGCCUCUGAAGAAAAUGACAUCACUGUAUAUAUGUGACCAUUUACAUGUAACCAGAGUGGGAACUUGUAGGGGAAUGUGACUAAGAAAACCCAUCUUUCAAGAGUGGUGGUGUCAAUAAAUGCUCUGUGGCCAGUGUAAAAAGAAAACCCCUUGCAGCUGUGGACAUUUCUGUUCCUGCCCAGAUACCAUUUUCCUCAGUAUUCCUUUGUCAUCUGUCCCAGAAUUGAUGUAUUUUUAAAAUACUGAAAAGAAAUGACGUUGAUGUAUAUCGCAAGUUUUAAUGAAAUUGUAUUUGUAAAGAAAUUCUGUAGUAUAAGUAUUGUGAUACAAUGUUCAAAACCCCCACCCAAAGAUCAGCAGUUGGUAUGAAGUUUGCUUUGACAUUUUGUAAAAAGCCAAUCUUGGAGUUUUUUGGUGUGUUUGGUAAAAGAAAAAAAAAUCUUCAAGAUACUACCGGUCAACAUCUUUUUGACAGGAGAUGCCUUGGUUUUAGAGGACUUUUUAAAGGGAGACUUGAUGGUUGUAAAUUGAUGACUAAAAUUUAACAUAUUUCAGGGACCUGACAAGUAAGUUCCAUAUUUCACCGGGUUUAGGACUUCACUUUUUAAAAAUAAUAAUCAACUGCAAAAGAAUUCACCUUAUCUCAUCCCUUUUUUAUGUACCAGAUAGUCUUGGGGGGUCAGACUUCUACAAUGGGAGAAGUGGGAGGAGCCUCAGCCAUCACCCGGCCAACCUACUUCUCAUGUAACAGAUGAUGGAGCUAACCCCUAAGCACUCACAUUUUAUAAAAACAGUCCUAUGCUUUUCAAUAAGCCAAGGAUCCCCAGUAAAAAUAAGUCUUUUAAUCUCAUAGGAACUGCUACCAUUAUUUCAAAUAGGCUUCUUUAAGCCUUGUCUUUUACCCUUAAUCCAACAGGGAUUUUAAAUUUAGAAAAGAAAAGGAGGGGUGGAAAAAAGCAAGCUCUUGGAGGCUCCAAUUUUAAAUAGAAACCUUUAUUUACAUGACAUCCAAAAUGAUAAGCAAAGCAGUCAUAGCUUACCACCCAACAAGCUCAUAAAUUAUCCCAUGUGGUUUCGAUUCUUUGCAAUAUAAAGAAUGAUUUAGAUUUUUUAAGCAACAUUUAAUGUAAACUUGACUGAAAUUGAAUUCAUUCUCAAUACUAAAAGUCAACUCCUGAGAAUUUAAAUAUUGCUCUCAGAAUGACAUUUCUAUCUUCUUCAAAAUCCCACAUAUUGGCGAGAAAAAAAAAGGAAAAAAAUGCCCUGCUUAUUAUUAGCUUGCCUAGGAAAACAGCUCUUGUUCCCUUGCAGCAGAGGGGAAAUUACAUCAAUCCUAAAGGUUUCCCUUCUACAAAUUUUCCACUUAUGAACAAAACUCAUGGCUCCUGCAAAUGGAAAAGGAACUGGUCAGGCAUACAGGUAACUAGCAACCCACUCUGUUCACUUUCCAGCUGCACCUACUUCUGGACUGAAGAAAUUCUAGGAUACCAAACCAAGUAUCUCCUGUAAAGCCCCACCGUCUAUACCCCAAUUCACCUUAGAUAUUAAAUACUGAUAAACUAAAUAGUACAGUUUA